This is a messenger RNA of Acanthosepion pharaonis, 501 nucleotides long. The record is from the annotation of a GenBank genome assembly. Lineage: Eukaryota; Metazoa; Mollusca; Cephalopoda; Sepiida; Sepiidae.
AUGCAAAUACACGAGGCCAGUAGUUCUCGUCCUUUUCGAAUCUGUUCAUGUGUAUUUCUCUCUCUCUCUCUGCCCCGAUCUGUUUAUAUAUCUAUCUCUUUAAAAAUAGAUCUAUCUAAAUCUGUUCGUAUCUAUCUAUCUAUCUCUCUGCCCCGAUGGUUACUAUCUAUCUAUCUGCCCCGGUUUGUUCCUAUCUAUCUAUCUAUCUCUCUGCCCCGAUCUGUUCGUAUCUAUCUAUAUCUCUGCCUCGAUCUGUUACUAUCUCUCUCUCUCUCUCUCUCUCUGCCCCGAUCAAUCUAUCUGGCUCGAUCUGUUCCUAUCUCUCUAGCUAUCAAUCUAUCUGUCCCGAUUUGCUCCUAUCUAUCUCUCUAUCUAUCUAUCUAUCCAUCUCUGUCUCGAUUUGUUCCUAUCUAUCUGCCCCGAUCUUCGUGCUUGUCUGCCAUUACUAUUUUUCUUUUUCUUUUUCGAUACACUGUUUUUUUUAACCUUGAACCAGGCUAG